Messenger RNA from Nanorana parkeri, 1304 nucleotides. It is a transcript of the gene PLEKHA2, whose product is annotated as pleckstrin homology domain containing A2. Lineage: Eukaryota; Metazoa; Chordata; Amphibia; Anura; Dicroglossidae. Gene Ontology annotation, molecular function: PDZ domain binding. The coding region runs from base 21 to 1304 and encodes 427 amino acids. The transcript has 11 exons. Gene Ontology annotation, cellular component: membrane; cytoplasm. The record is from RefSeq and is a predicted model, not a curated record.
GAUGUGCGGGAUCAUUAGGAAUGCCUUACAUGGACCGAUACCAGCGGACCUGUGGGUUUCUGGACAUCGAGGAUGCACACUGCGGCCGAUUCCUGCGCAGAUACUUCAUCCUGGACAAGCAGGCCAAUUACCUGGUCUGGUACAUGGACAACCCACAGAAUCUGCCCCCCAACACAGGACCAGUGGGCUCCCUGAAACUGACGUAUAUCUCAAAAGUCGGCACUGCUGCUGUGAAACAAAAAGCAAAGAUGACAUUUUGUUUCGUUAUCAAUGCCUUAUCUCAGCGGUACAUUCUUCAAGCCAGCGACCAGGAGGAUCUGCAGGGAUGGGUGGAGGCCUUGAACGCAGCGAGUAAAAUUACUGUCCCCCGACCAGGUUGCGCUUCAUUGUCUGAGACAGGAUCUACAGGCACUGCAGAGAAAAAUACAUCAGUCCCAUACAAGAUGGAGAUAAUUGGGGGAGUGGUCGUGCAAACGCCUCUGAACCAGAACGGAGGCGAGUGUCCCGAUGCCAAGCCGACUGAACUGGUCUCUCCUACCGCGCUCCAGCCGUGUCAAAGCUAUAUCCCUGUGAAGAAGCACAUGCCGUCACACUCGGUUCUGAAGAGCGGGUACUGCGUCAAGCAAGGGAACAUGAGGAAAAACUGGAAGAGAAGAUAUUUUGUCUUGGACAUGUUUUCCAUUAGCUACUACAAAUGUGAAAAGGAUCGCGAUCCUCUGCGCUCUAUACGCCUUAGAGAUAUUUUGAAGACCCAUGAGUGUCUAGUGAAGUCUGGAGAUUUACUGAUGAGGGACAAUCUGUAUGAAAUUAUUACCGCUCCGAGAACCUUCUACAUCCAGAACCUGGGUUUCCCAUUUGGUCCAGCGGCCAUCCGGCUGUCAGAGGAGUGUGAUGGCGGGGAUGGGGGUCACGAGGAAGACGCUGCGCCUGAUACAAUGUAUACUCCUCGCUCAUCAAAAGGAAACCUUGUGGAAAUGUUUUUGGGUUGGAUCAUCCAUAAGGAGUCCUGUGGCCGUACUAUGUCCCUGAACCGAUCCACUGUAUCUUCACAAGGCUCUUUUCACUCCUCGCCAUACUGUGAUGACAAGCGUCCGCUGGGGAAGUCUACAUCUUUGAAAUCCUCGUGGCAGCCUUGGACACCGAUACCCAAACGUGAACCCGAGCAGCCAGGAGAUGUGACAGGGGCAGGAUCGAGGGAGGAAGUUGGUAGCCGAGCCAGGCAUUGGUCUGAACCACAGCGACAGACGGAUAGUCAAUUUCCGUUCAGGCUAGAUGAAAUGAACAUCCGUACAUCUGAUGUGUAG